Molecule: messenger RNA, 1485 nt
Organism: Cylindrotheca closterium
Lineage: Eukaryota; Bacillariophyta; Bacillariophyceae; Bacillariales; Bacillariaceae
Source: the annotation of a GenBank genome assembly
AUGCAGACCUUUCCCCCAUGCACCCUUGAUGCCAUCCUCCAGGUUGGUCGUUCUGCUUUGACAACCGUCAAGGACCUACCCCUGGAACUACUAAGGAAAACCUCCUCCUCUCCAACUACUUCCACACUCAUAUCGCUAGUGAGUGCAAAAACAUCCUCCUCUCCCAAGCGCACGGAUUUGCUUACUUUAAUGGCGCCGAUGGUACCCUCCGGCAAGUCAUCUGCGCUAAGCAGCACCGACCCGCCCAAGGACAUCCACUGGCCCAGUGGGGACGGAGUGUUCACCAAAGUCAAAAAGUUCUUCCCCAUCUACCCUGGUGCCAACAUCCCACCAAGCCUUAAGCUAUCCACCGCCCCACCGUCCAAUCUAGAAUCCUUCCACCCCCAAUUCCGGCUCUGGUACAAGGCAAUGAAGUACCUUCACGAUCACAAUGAGUCCCAGAGCCUCCAUUCCCACGCCCACAUCUUCAGCGCCGACACCAUCCCAACCGAUCGAUUUCCAGACAGCGACCUAGCUACGCAUCUGACAUAUUCCCCAUCCACCGUCAGUGCAUUUGCAGCUGAGGUCCUCACCUACAAAGCCCUCUUCGAAGAAUUCAAACAGCACUUGGCCCUCUCUACUUUAGCAUCUACUAAUCAUGUCACUACCCAAGAAGCUCCAGCAGCCCCCCUUCCAGCAGGGGCCCCAUUUGAUAGCAAACUUUUUGCCCAGAUCAUGGCCAACGCUCUCAAAGGCGCCAAUGCCAGCACCAAGGAAAAAGAUCUGGCCCGCACUUCAGCCAGUGCCAAAGACUCUUUCAGCUUGAUUUUUGGCCGAGUCAAACCGGUCAUCCAGCUUGACGGCUCCACUGUCAACGAAUUCCACCCAUCCGUCCUCACUGACGACUUUGUCACAUUCUUGGAAAUCGGUUCGAUCAAAGAGGCCCUACGCCACCUCCAUGACACCUUUGCCCACAUCACCGAUACCCUCACCACUCGGAACAAUUACGACCGAAACGUCAACUUCGAUAUUGCCCUCUUCCAACACGCUACAGUCACUGCCCUCAAAACAUGCAGCUUUGGAGUUCGCCCCCUCACCAUGCACCCCCACAAAGCCACCUCACUUCUCAGCCUCCUAGCUUGGCUCCCACCGAACAAAAAUGAUGUCAGGUACACCACUUUCCUCUCGGAAGGCCGAGACAUAAUCCGCCAGGAAGCCAUGGAAGAAGACAAGUCCAAGCAAGCCGCGAAAAAGACAGACAUCUUUGUUCAUGGCGACAUCAGUUCUGUCAAAGCUCUGAUCAAGAUGUUAGCAAAUUUCUUUGCCUUUGUCAAAUACUGUGUCGAAGACUUUACCUUCGAUGACCCCCCAUUAAUUGUCACACUCUUGGAGGAUUUCAUGAACGCCCUCCACACACCUGCUGCCAAAGAUUGGAUCCGUUACAAUGCCGUAGUCCCACACCUCCCAUUGUGUGGGAGCCGCCAAAAACAAAACGACUCAAAGUAA